Molecule: messenger RNA, 1206 nt
Organism: Sclerotinia sclerotiorum 1980 UF-70
Lineage: Eukaryota; Fungi; Ascomycota; Leotiomycetes; Helotiales; Sclerotiniaceae
Exons: 3
Coding region: 1-1206 (401 amino acids)
Molecular function (GO): nucleic acid binding
Source: RefSeq, a predicted model, not a curated record
AUGGAUGUAAAAGGUGCUUUUGACGCAGUGCUACCAGGAAGACUAGUGAAUCGCCUUCGGGAACAAGGAUGGCCAAACAACCUGGUUAGAUGGGUUCAGUCCUUCGCCAUUAAUCGAUCCAUCAAGAUCCGACUAGACGGCGAGAUUGGCCCGGAAACAAAGCUAGAAUGCGGUCUUCCUCAAGUGGUAAUCACCUGUACAAGGGCAAUCCUCCCAGUAUACAAAACCACAAACACAGCAGUACUCUACGAGGAAGCCAAACUCAGACCAUCCGAGAUCAAGCUAAACCUGAUUUCACAAUUAUAUGCGGCACGAACCACCAGACUAGACCUUUACCAUCCUCUCAGGAUCAGAGCAGAGAACAUAACCAAAGCCAGAGAAUAUAACCGCACCCCAGAUACAAGAUUCGCAAAGCUCAUCACAGCAUUACCGGAGACUGAACACAUAAACCCCUUGGCCUUCCCACCCUGGGAAAUCAGAGAGUCGAGGGCAGAGGCCGAGGCCCGCAUCAAUGGUCCGAUGGGCAGAACGAAGGCACAAGCAGCCGAAGACUUCAAAGCCUUCCACGCCAAGAUCCCAAGAAGCGAUAUACAAAUCUUCUCGGAUGGCUCAAAAAGUGAAAGCAAGGAUGGCGCAACUGGGGGCGGAUUCGUAAUCUCACAAUUCGAUAUUCAGAUAGCACACCAUUCUUUCUCAUUAGGCACAAAUGCAGAAGUGUUCGAUGCAGAAGCCACAGCCGCAGUAGCAGGGGCAGCAAAAGCCCUCACUCUAGCAUCAACCAAACUGGCCACAGAUCUCUGGAUCUUCUUAGACAACCACGAGGCUGCUCUCCGAUUAGGAUCCCACUUCAAUGGUUCCUCACAGAGAGUCUUUGAAGACUUUCUGAAGCUCAUACAAGCUUGGGCUAGAGCCACACUCCAUUAUAUUCUCGCUAUCAGAUCACAGCAUGGCGACUUCGCAGCAUACCAUGAACGCUUCAAUCACACUACAGUCUACGUCCAUUGCUCGUGCGGUAAAAGGAAAACUCCAUUACACUUUUUCUUUUGCAAAAAAGGAAAAGCCUUCAAAGCGCUCACAAAGAGCCCCCCCUCCGAAGCUAUCCCCUGGCUUCUAAGCAAUCCCACCGGUAUAGCCAAACUAGCCGAAUGGCUAGAAUACACCAAAUUCUACACAAAAAUCUGCCCGUGGCACACAGGUGCAAGAUAA